CACAGGUGAAACAGAAAUAUAAAAGACAUUUUGGAGGAAACCAGCCGGGGAACGAUGGAGCAGUUGGAUGACAGCAGAAAGCACAGGCGGUAAGCUGCCAACAUGGCUAUUCCCAGGGUUCAGCCUCCUCCCUCUCCUUGGCCUCCUCUCUUCCUCCUUCUCCUCUACCUCCUCCUCCUCAUCUCCUCCCCGCUCCCCCUGCAGGCCCGGCCGCUUCUCCUCCAGCAGUCAAUCAACGUGGCCGUGGUGUUCAGCGGGUCCAGCUACCAGAAUGAGGUCAGGGGCCGUCUCAGUGGGGAAAACUUUGUGGACAUGCCCGUGGUGGUCAGCCCAGUGACUGUGCUGGUCAACGACACCAACCCCCGUGAGCUCCUGACUCGCCUCUGCGAUACCAUGGCAGCGGAGAAGCUGCACGGAGUCGUGUUUGAGGAUGAUGUGGGCUUUGGUGCCGACACUCAGGUGGCUGAAGUGGCACAGAUCCUCGACUUCCUCUCCACUCAGACAGCUCUGCCAAUCGUGGGCAUCAGUGGUGGCUCUGCAGUUGUCAUACCAUUCAAGGCGGAGGGAUCCUCAUUCUUGCAGAUGGGAGCAUCUCUGGAGCAGCAGAUUGUCUGCAUGUUCAAGCUCAUGGAGGAAUAUGACUGGGGCGAGUUUGCGGUGAUCACCAGUUUGCUGCCGGGCUACGACACCUUUGUGGAUAUAGUUCAGUCCUACACAGAUACCUCCUAUUUCCUGUGGAACCUGCAGGAUGUCUUGUCUCUGGAAAUGUCCGUUGGGUCAAAUGAUGCGAGGACAAAGCGCAUGCUGCAGCAGGUAGAUUCUCAGGUCCUGCUGGCGUAUUGCUCCUAUGAGGAGGCACAGUACUUGUUUCAACAGGCCGCUGAGGUGGGUCUGCUGGGGCCAGGAUACAUCUGGAUCCUCACUAGUCAGGCCGUGGGCAACCCUGAUAGCCCUCCACCUGCCAGCUUCCCUAUCGGUGUUAUUGGUGUGAUUACGGACCAGUGGAGGAAGAGCCUGCGGCAGAGGGUGAGGGAGGGUGUUGCCAUUGUAGCUCAAGGGGCUGAGAGUUUCAAGAAGCUGAACGGAUUUAUUCCUGAGGGACAUGGUGACUGCACCAAACUGGCUAAACACUCAGAGAACAUUACUCUGUUCAGGCACAUGCUGAAUGUGACAUGGGAAAGGAAAGAUCUGUCAUUCAAUGGCCAAGGCUUCCUCACCAAUCCUUCGAUGGUCCUCGUUGCUUUGGACCGCGACAGACUUUGGGAUAAGGUUGGAACGUUCGCCCGAGGGAUCCUUCAGGUUCGGUACCCGGUUUGGCCUCGAUAUGGCAGCUUUCUGGAGCAGGUGUCCGAUGACCGCCACCUAACUGUGGCCACGCUGGAGGAGCAUCCCUUCGUCAUGGUGGAGAACGUGGACCCGGGCACUGGUACAUGUGUCCGCAACACAGUGCCCUGUAGGCGCCAGUCCAAUCAAACAGGAAGCGAGGACACAGAGAUGAAUGCCAUCGGCCUUGCAGAGUCCUACACCAAACUGUGCUGCAAGGGCUUUUGCAUAGAUAUCCUGAAGAAGCUGUCCCGUACCAUCAAGUUCUCAUAUGACCUCUACUUAGUCACCAAUGGAAAACACGGCAAGCUGGUCCGUGGUACUUGGAACGGCAUGAUUGGGGAGGUUGUGUACAGGCGAGCUGACAUGGCUAUUGGCUCUCUCACUAUCAACGAGGAGCGUUCAGAAAUAAUCGACUUCUCCGUGCCGUUUGUUGAGACGGGCAUUAGUGUCAUGGUAGCCCGCAGCAAUGGCACAGUUUCCCCAUCUGCCUUUCUCGAGCCCUACAGCCCAGCAGUGUGGGUCAUGAUGUUUGUGAUGUGCCUGACCGUGGUGGCUGUGACAGUUUUUGUGUUCGAGUACUUAAGUCCAGUCGGCUACAACCGCAGUCUGGUCAGCGCCAAAACUCCUGGUGGCCCAACAUUCACCAUCGGGAAGUCGGUGUGGCUGCUGUGGGGUAUUGUCUUUAACAACUCGGUCCCCAUUGAAAACCCUAAAGGAACGACCAGUAAGAUCAUGGUCCUGGUCUGGGCCUUCUUUGCUGUCAUCUUCCUGGCUUCCUACACUGCCAACCUGGCUGCCUUUAUGAUCCAGGAGCAAUAUAUCGACACAGUGUCUGGGCUCUCUGACAAGAAGUUCCAGAAACCACACGAGCAUUAUCCUCCUUUUCGCUUUGGGACGGUUCCGAACGGGAGCACAGAGAGGAACAUCCGCAGCAAUUACCCCGACAUGCACAUGCACAUGAUGAAAUACAACCAGAAGGGGGUGGAAGAAGCUCUAGAAAGCCUGAAAACCGGGAAACUGGACGCUUUCAUCUAUGAUGCUGCCGUUUUGAACUACAUGGCCGGGAAAGAUGAGGGCUGCAAGCUGGUGACCAUCGGCAGCGGGAAAGUGUUUGCCACCACAGGAUAUGGCAUCGCUCUGCAGAAGGACUCCCGCUGGAAACGGCUUAUUGACCUGGCACUGCUGCAGUUCCUUGGAGACGGAGACACGCAGCGCUUGGAGACUGUGUGGUUGUCGGGCAUCUGCCAAAACGAGAAGAACGAAGUGAUGAGCAGCAAGCUGGACAUUGACAACAUGGCUGGCGUCUUCUACAUGCUGCUCGUGGCCAUGGGCCUCAGCAUGCUGGUUUUUGCCUGGGAACACCUGCUCUACUGGAAACUGAGACACUCCCUCCGCAAGUCUCGCAAACUUGACUACAUGCUAGCCAUCAGUAGGGGUAUUUAUAGUUGUUUCAAGGGAGUGGAGGAAACUGGGCGUUCAUCUGGUUUGGCCAAACCUGACCUAACCUCCAACUAUGCUCAACAAAACAUGCUUAAGAUGCUUCGCACUGCCAAGGACCUGGUCUCCACUGCCAAUGUUGAAACGUCUCUGGACAACGCCACCAAGACCAUAGAGCAUUUGAGUCGUCAUGGCGGCAGCUUGCCUGUUCGUAUUCCACAAGUCGCCACGGAGGCCGUACCAGGAGGAUUUGCCUAUAUUACGGAGAAUCACUGCCCCCUUACCCCACCUCUGACAGCUGUUACCUCUCUGAAACAUCAGAGGGGUGUGACCAGGCCCACGCCACUACGCUACACGCUCCCAACUCGCUCUUCUUCAUGUCUGUAUGACCGGCCACUUCCUGUGUCCAGCCUCAGUAGCCCCCAUCUGGCCAUGGGUGAGCCGCUCUCUCAUCAGCACCCGCACCACUACCAGACCACAGGGAGACUCUAUGUAGACCCCCAUCCUCACUCCCCAUUCAUCCCCUACAAUGAUCUCCAGCUACCCGACAUCUACGCAUCUCACCCGGUCUCCCCGCAUCAAAACCAACAAGUCCAAGCAGGCUUCUCCCGACGGAAAAGAAGAUCUAAAAGUUUCCAGUGUGAGGAUGGGGAUGUGGAGGCGAGAAAACACAGGGACCAGGAAAAGAGCAACAUAAGCCCUGUCUAUCUGAGUGAGCUCAAAGCCAACCACCUCCAAGAAAACCACAUCUCUGCCCCCAGCGUUGACUGCAUCUACUCAGAGGAGGUGAAGUGUCCCAGAGUAGAGAACUACGGCUCCUGGCCUCCGGAGGACAUGGUGUUCAGAGGUAGGCGCAGGCAUCGUCGCCCAUCUUUCCUUAAAGCAACAUGGGGCAGUGAGCAGAUACGUCAGAUGGACGAAUCCCAGUCCUCCCUGUCCAGCCAAUCACCGUCUGCCCUGCCGGACCUGUUCCCGUGCAUUCUUACUCAAGCCGCACCGGGAAAGCCCUACAACCCUGCCCAACUUCGAAAUAACCUGUGCCUCCCACGGAACCAGGCCUACCUCCACAUAAGGGAGGACCAUAGGAGGCCUAAUGGGCGUAAGGGCCAGAGGCUGCGCUACUCCCACUCCGCCCACCUCCCGACGUAUGGCGAGGCAGUGCGACAUGGGAGUGGUUUAGGGCGGGGGAUGGUACGCAGAGCCACCAGCUUGCUUAGCAGACAAUAUGCCCACUACCUGAACUCAUACCCUGGACUACCGCUCUACCACGGCCCCCUAGACCUGCAACACCACAGCCAGGCCUCCAGCAGCCCAGUGUGCCAGCUGCUGGCUUGUGGUGGUGGGAGAUGUGGAAGCCAGCGGGCUCUGCUGUACCAGGACAGUGUGUACGGAGCCUAUGGCAUCUAUCAGGGACCCCAGACUGGAUCAGAGGCCCUAGCAGGACAUGGAGCAGGGGGGCAGCCUGCAGGGAGCCCCUGCGUACUUCGUCCCUGGCGACGGGUUUCAAGUCUGGAGUCUGAGGUCUGAUUGGAAACCAAAAGAACCUUAAAAGAUGGAUACUGUGGAGUAACAGAGAACAAGACCGCUAUUGAGAGGGGGAAGUGUUAAGAUUUAUGAGAAGUUAUAACUUGAAAUAAUUGUUGAUUUUUUAUGUGACUUUGUGUGGUAAAGAAUAGAAGUUUGGGUCUGCAGCUUUUACAGAUGUUUAAGACUUUUUUGAUGUAUACUACAAUAAGAUAAGAAAACUGCACUGUACCAAUUUAACCUCGAGACAGUUGUGUAAAGCUGGGGUCGGCAGGUUUUACGUACUUGCUACUUUCCUACAAUGCUUGUGCUUUCUGUGCUUCAAUGUGCACUAAGAUUUACAACAGUUCAGGGUGUUGGCGCAUGGUUAACCUAUAACCAGAGUUUUCAUGCCGUGUGUAUGUUGUAUAUAUUUUAUUGUGGGUGGUGGGAUUCAGUCUUGGAUGUUGUUAAGUAGAUUAACUGUUUACAGCUAAAGGUGAACUAGUGAAGGGAACAAGGGAUUGUAUCUGGGAAUACCUCCACCAAAAACAAGCAGCCACUGUAGCAAAAAAUUGUGAAGAUGAACAUAUGGUGAGUUUAAUUCCAAAAUAACAUAUUUAAUGAAACAAACUUGACUCAAAACACGGGAAAGCAGUAGUUUUCUAGAAUGAAUUUAUUCUGAUACAUCAGUUUAUGCUUUCAGGUAACAGGUCAUAUAGGGAAUAAUGAGAGGUAGCAGAGACUUUGCGAAAGCAGUCCAUAUGAACACAAUCUGUAAAAUUAAGAAGGUAUUGGGACAGCACGGACCAGCACUUGGUGUCUUAAACCAUGGAUUUGUGUUCCUCACUGAAUUUCAUUAGGAGGCUGCAGUACAGCACAACAUCACACAGGGCCUCACAAUAAAAAUGAAUCAUUUAAAUAAUAUAUCAAAAUGGAGAAGUCUCAUUUGAGACUGGUUAGUGUCAUAUUCAUGUAUACUACAUAUGAUAGGAAUGUAUUGUCACUCUUUAAACAUUUCUAAUAACAUUUUAGCACAAUUUUCAUUUUUGUAAGGUUGUUGCCGAUUUAGUUAAAUAUUUGUCAUUGCUGUAUUAACUCUAUCAGUUGGCCUAUAUUAAGAUUUUCAUCUCUUUGUCAUUUCCACUCUUUUAUAUUCCCUGUCAUCCCUGUUUUCCCCAACCACUCUUACUUUUAAAUGAUCAAAUUUGAAUGAGGUAAUGAAAGCUAUUCUAGUAUCUAUAUUACCUUGC
Messenger RNA from Eleginops maclovinus (Patagonian blennie), 5519 nucleotides. Its product is annotated as glutamate receptor ionotropic, NMDA 2C-like. Gene Ontology annotation, biological process: excitatory postsynaptic potential; long-term synaptic potentiation; monoatomic ion transport. Bases 103 to 4290 code for a protein of 1395 amino acids. The record is from RefSeq and is a predicted model, not a curated record. Gene Ontology annotation, molecular function: NMDA glutamate receptor activity. NCBI's taxonomy places the organism in Eukaryota, Metazoa, Chordata, Actinopteri, Perciformes, Eleginopidae. The transcript has 17 exons. Gene Ontology annotation, cellular component: NMDA selective glutamate receptor complex; plasma membrane.